UAUAAUGGACGACGAAAUUCAUUUGAAAACAUUGAAGGACCAACUGAACAGUCUGAAGCCUGUCCCCAAUUUCGACAUUGACUUCUCCGAUUACAAUUCAUACCAGUUCAACAGGACGACCAAAAAUUUGGAUUUGUUUAAAGAGAAAGAAGUGAAGAGAGAAAUAAAACAUCCAAGAGAGAUUCUGCCUAAAGCAUCAACAACCAGAGAUAUUUCCUAUAUGAAGGAUAUAAUCGACCGGUCUCACUAUCGGAGUGUCUCAAAGAUAGAUAUCAAUGAGAAAAUUAAGAAGCUAGGGCUUCAAGCACUCCCGAUAGGGAGUGCAUCCUCCUAUGCCAAACAUCGUAGGUCAGAAUCGGUAGGAAAACUGCAUAAUCAAAAGCAGAUUGAAGCUCAGAGUUAUCCCACUGAUAUAAAGCAUUUAGAAAAGUUGAUACAGUUUACUGAGCCUAACCAUCGAAAUCUCGCUGGCGGCCGGACCUGUCAAAGGGAGUCAUGUAUCAGCCACAAUGCAUUGAUUAACGGUAAAUCUCCCCAAGUUCAUGAAAACCCUGAUGAGAUGUCUCAAAGAAAACUUGAUGAAGAAAGCCUAAUGCAUAAGCUAGAGGUUUGGUAUAAAUAAAAACACUGACUUCACAUACUCUGUUGUAAAAUAAGUCUGCACUUGAGAGCAAGAUGUUCUCAGGCAAAAGAGUCACACUUGAAGGAAUGAUAAAGGCGAAUAAUGUUAAAAAGAGAGGUGGCUCUAAGGAUGAAACUAUGCAUGCAAUUAUAGAGAACUCACAUCAAGAAAAUACCGAUAAACAGCAGAGUGACAAUAAGCAGUUUGGAAUUUUAACCUUGCUGAAUGAUAAAGAUCAUAAUAGUUACAGACAUAAGGAUCUUGGAGAACCUACUGGAAGAAGAGAAGUUGAGCUUUUAAAUGAAUGGCUUGAUCAAAUGCUGCACUCAUAUGUCUUCUCAAAGACAGAGAUAAAGAAGGAUCCAGAUAAAUAGAAAAGAAGCUCUAUAUCAUGCCAAAUUAAUCCUCUCAAUUUGACUCAGAGAUCUCAUAAGACAAGUGUCUGUCCAGUGCCUUGAAAGAGGAGUUUUGAUUGAGAAGGUGAUUAACAACUACAUUAACAUAUUUGAAACCGAGACUAGAGGAAAUAUGUACGAUUUAGAUGAGCUUCAAUCAAAACACUUGAAAGAUAUCCUAAAACUCAAAGCAGAGGUAGCUAGGAACACAGACAAGAGCAAGCACACUCCAGAGGCUGCUUCUCAGUCGCAGUUUUCCAAAUUCACCAAGAUUAACCAACUCGAGGAAGAACUAGAGGAAGCUAAGGGAGAAAUCAUUAAAUUAAAGGAAGAAAUUAAGAAGAAAGAGGCUGAAUUCUCCACUUCAGUCAUGGAAUUCAAACGCAGAGAAUCCAUGAUGGAACAAAUGAGGAAGACAGAUGGUAGAAGACCAAUCAUGUCCGAAAGCAGCGAGAGCGAGUCCUCUCUCGAUGAUGAACAAGAAGGAAUUAAGAGAAAAAUGAAAAGGAAUAAGAUUCAAAAUCUUAAGAAGGAAAUUAUUCAUAACAAGAAAAAGGUGGGAAGAGUCGACCUUCUUAAUUUACCAAGCUCUGAUGAUGAAAAAGUCGUGAGGAAGCUGGAUAAUUUACAUGAGCCAAGCUCUUUCGAAGAAGAUGAAGAAAGAUCUAAUGAAGAACCAGUUAUGAAUCUCAGUGAUUCAAAAUAAGAAAAAGAAAUCGCCAAAGAAGAGAAGGCAUAUCAAGUCACCACUUUCUAAAAAGAAAGCAAUGAGGUCCAAGACUAUAAAUCUAGACGGGGAUGAAAUGGGAAUGGACGACGAGAUCAUGACUUCUUUGAGAUCUGAGAGUGUUGACAAGAUCAGCAAAGACCCGAAGAGUCCUCAAGUGCGUGCUACUAAGAAAAGAGAUACCAAGGUUAAUCUUGAGAUGAAGAGGAAACUUGAGGAUGCUGAAUACAAAGAUCUCAAGCAAAGAUAUCACGAAGAUGAGCGAGACAAGAACUAUGUCCUUAAUGAAAGAGAGGCUAUAGAAGAAGCUGCUGAUAAGGAAUCAGAAGGGGGAAAUGAGCUCAACGAGUCUAUUGAUAAGUUAGAGGAGGAGCAAGAUCUUGAAUUUAAAGACAAAGUCGCACUAAUUUCACAUGAGUUUAUGAAAGAUAUCAAGUUCCUCGAUGAGGAAAAAGAUGCUACUGAGCUCAAUAGUUUACAUAAAGCAAUGAUACAGAAAGUAUUUGACUGAUUCUUAGAGAACAAGCAAGAACUCUUGAAAAAGAUUGCCGGAAAAUUGGCUUCUCAGAAAGAUAUUGAAGAAUACUUGUCACUAGAUUCUGAUCCUGAUAGAGGUGAAGAUGAUACAACUCCUCGGUAUGGCCAAAACAGAAAAUCAGACGCUAGCUACCAAUCAAAGGCCGGGAAGAAGAGGAAGAGGACCGAAGACACCAUGAUGCAGGAUUCUAAAUCAGGCAUGAGCAGUAAAGAUAAUGAUUUUAUGGAAAAUAUUAUGGAUGUCAGUCAUUCAAACUAUGAGAGGAAUGACUCCUAUGAUUCCUCCCCACAGAAAAAUCUUGAGAGAAAGAUCAGGAAAGAUAAAUCCAGAAAGAGACAGAGAGACUUUUCAAAGGGCAAUGACUCGGUCAGAACAAAUUUACUGAACAUCCAAACAACUGCAGAUCUAAUAUCUUAUGUCAAGAGAAGGCAGAAUAAGCGAAUAAUGAGACAAAAGAGGGGCUCUAAAGUUUCUAAGAAAGCUGGGGGAAUCGUCCCAUCAAGGAUCACAAGGCGAGAUGGAGGCAGCCACCCCUCAAUAAGGCAUUUUGGGGUCUUCCAGCAAGGAGGGAGAUCCAUCGAGAUUCAGACAGAUGAUCUUGACAUUCUUGACCUUAGAUGUUCAGAGAUUAACCUAACUGAAGUGUACCAUUUUGAUAAAAUCUCUGCAUGACUGAGAAAGAUAGUCAUCGAGAGAGGAGUCGAUGCUGAAAUCUUGCGACAAUUUGAGUACCUCCACAAAGAUGCUAUCAAGAACAGGUAUAGAUCAAGAACAUCAGUGAUGGGGAAAUAUGGAAAGCACCUCAACAAACAAGACCAGUUCCGCAAGAACAUCAGUGAUGUUGUAGCCAAGGUAGAAGUCACCAGGUAUAACGAUGCUCUGAAAGCUUUGAUCAACAAAGUCAAGGACUACGAGCAUGAGAAUGCUUAUCUUGAAGAGAAACGUUCAUGAAUGAGCUCCCAGUUCCCUCUCUUUAAAGAGAGUGAGGAUGAUGUCUUCAACAGAGGCUGGCGAAAGGGGUACUCAGCCGGGUACACCAGAGGCAACUCCAACGGCUUCUUCAAAGGGUCCAUUGAAGCCCAAUACAUUGGCCACCAGAAAGGAGUAGAAGAAGGAAUGCAAGAGGGCUGGAACUUUGGGUUCGAUGAAGGCUUCAAAACAGGAAUCAGGAAGGUUUUCAGAGAUGCUAGAGAAGCAGGCAUUGACCUUAGCUCUUUAGAACUGAUGGAGUAUAUCUCAAAAGAGGAUAAGAUAAAAGGACUGAUGAAGAAUUUAUAUACCAAACUAACUAAAGUCUUUGCCAUUAGCGAAAGGCUCGAAGCAUCUUCAAAACUGAAUGAGAGAUUUAUGGGCUACAGUGAUAGGAGGAAGAGGUUAGCUGUUAAGAUGGGUAAGAAGAAUAUGUUCAAAGCAGUAACUAAUUACUUCACAUCGAAGAUUAAAACAAAAUCACACCACCUCUUAUUGUGAGAAUUUCUGUACACUCAAUGCAUUGAGAAGUAUGGUAACAGUAAAUUAGCAGAUAAAAAGUUGAUCCAAGUGUUUGCAGCAUCUGUUUACCAUCAGAAGAAUGAGAGAGUGGGGAUAUUCUGUAGGGCUCUACAUCUAUCAGAAAAGAGGAACUACUCAAAUGAUAUACUAAAUAUUUAUCUGUAUAUUCUAAGUCAGUUCCAGAGAGAAUACAACACAAGGAUCAAUGCCAUUAAGGAUGAUAUUACAGAGGGACAAUGUGACUUUGCUCCUUUUGUCAAAGGAGUCGAAAUCUUCAAGGAAAUGUUUGAGGACAAAAUUCCUAUGUAUCCAAAGCUGAAGCUCCAAGUUGACAAGAUGAUGAUCACAAAAUCAAGCAUGAAGAUGAUCGAUGUUGAUAAAUUUAGCAACUUUGUGAUUGUGAACUACAUGAAGUACUACAUAAACUUGAAUUCUCCAGAGGAGAUCAUCUACAACGCAUGGACUCUAUACGAAGUGAACUAUAUCACAAUGAACGAGUUGUACGUGACUACAGAGUUGCUGCAACCUCCGACGAUCUUGGUGGAUAUUCCUGAGGAGUCUAAGCAAGUCAACAUUUCCAAGGAGCAGUUCUACAACUUGUUUUCAGAACAUCUGAAGGGGAAAACCAAUGAGAAUAUCUAUUCUCACCAAUUCAAGGAGGUUAUGAGCAAGGUGGACACUUUUAGCCCUAGGAGGGUCAAAAAAUUAUUCGAUCUUUCCCUUUGAAACAUGACUAUUGCCCAGUUCAAGGAGGAAUAUUUUGGAAUCUCAACAAUUCUGAAAGAACGACUUGAUGAGCUUUAUAAAGGCAAGAAAUGGAGGCAAAUUAACCGACUUGAUGUGAAAGAAGUUUGGCUCAAUAAAAUACAUGCAGUCUCCAGGGCUAUUGGCACGGUCAAUAUUACGUUACUUAAAAUUAGCUUGAAGUUGAUUAAGGAAAGUAUUGAUUUCUUCCUAAAACAAAAGAGAGAGCUCCUAGGAGGCCGAGAAGAUGAAUCUGAUGAAGAGGAAGUUAAAGAGAAUACUUCAGAAACUGGUGUAACAAAGGAACCACAGAGAAAAGUUUCAAACACAAAGCUAUCACGGAAUAUCACUAAGAUAAAUGAUAAUAGUGGUGAAAGGGUUAGCAUAGAACAAAAGAGUUCUAUGACUAGCCAUUCUAUUUUUAAAAUGAAUAGCAAUAAAAAGGGAACUAAACUUUCUUCAACAAAGAUCAAGGAUAAUAUUAUUCAAAAUGAGGCUCAAACUCAAUUAAGUAGAGGAUCGUCAGUGGCAAGCAAGGCUAGAAGAGCAAGAAAAUCAAUGUCAACACAGAAAACUGUGAUGGCAAGAUCUGGUUUCAAAAACAACAAAAUGCCUUCAUUUGGUGGAGCAAAUUUCAGAUAA
Messenger RNA from Moneuplotes crassus, 5159 nucleotides. The record is from the annotation of a GenBank genome assembly. NCBI's taxonomy places the organism in Eukaryota, Ciliophora, Spirotrichea, Euplotida, Euplotidae.